CUUAUGUUGUGUUCGCGGUAUCGUGUUUGGUAAUUUUUAUGUCAGCGCAUUUUUGCGAUUUUGUGUCAUUAUCAUCAUCGAAAUAGUAGACAAAACUAUCGUCAUGGUGCCCUAUUGUACGGCCGAACUCAACACAUUGAUGAACGAACUAGAAAUGAGCGAAUUGGAGCCCACGACUGGAGUUUUAACUGCACAAGCUUACAUGCGAUUGCUGGCUGUCUAUCUCCAUCAGAAUGAUCUAUGUAACGCGAAGUACCUCUGGCAGCGAAUUCCCUCGGAUAUGAAAGCCGCUCAUGAGGAUCUUAGGCGAAUAUGGAUUGUAGGACAACGCAUGUGGCAACGCAAUUGGCCCGCGGUGCAUGCGGCUCUCAAUGUAGAAUGGAGCGAAGAUGUCAAGGAUAUUAUGACAGCUCUAAAAGAUCACGUUCGAGAACGAGUGAUGAGGCUGAUAUCGAAGGCAUACUCCUCGUUGAACUUGACGACCAUGGCAACGAUGAGCGGGAUGUCGUUAGACGAGGCGCGACAAGCUGCUAUUGACAGGGGUUGGAGCGUCGACGGUACCAUAGUGCAACCGUGCAAACAGAUCGACGAGGAACAAUACAUUCCGUCGGACAAAAUCUGUCUGACGGAGGAGCAGCUAGAGAAACUCACUCAAUUUGUGUCCUUCUUGGAAAAUUGAGGGAUCUUUAUCAAUAUUUCUCCGAUCCCAACUCGUGUGGACCCGAAUCACCGCGUGAUCUCGAUGACGGACUCGAACCUCCUUUCGCAAUCUCGCCUCGUAACUCUAUUAUAUAAAGGAGGAAGUGCGCGCCAAAGGUAACAUCAUCGAUGUUCGUGCUCGUAAAAUAAGCAUACCUUACGAUAGACAGAGAGGGAGAGGGAUUAGUGACAGAGAUAGAGACAGAAAGCAGCUGCCCACGCGAUUUGUCCGUUCAAUCGGAAGAAUAAUUCAAUGAAGCUCCUCGCAAGCGUGGAAUCAACAACUAUAUUAAUCGAUAAUCAGCUGUGCGUGCGCGAGAGGGCGGACUGGCAUUUGCAGAACGGUAUUCUCCAGCAGGAGCCUCUUUUCCUCUCCCUCAUCUCUUCUUCCCUGCCAUCCUCUUAACUCGCCUACCCGAUGUGGAUCCCCUGAAAAUAUACAUCGUUCGCAUCGCUGUAAUUAUCAAAGUGGAUCACCGCAGUAAGAAUCGGGCAGGUAGCCGUUAACGUUCCUCACGACGACGACGACGACGACGACGACGUGCCUCUAUCUAGCUUAAACGCGUGUGUGGCGCGCAAAUUAUCUCACGCGUGAUUCUUCGUGAUAUCUUCGAAUCGAAAAGAAGAAACAGAAGGAGAAAAAAAAGACUAGAACUGUUUCAAACGGCGUACUUUGCUAGAUUUUGAUAAAGUGUGUUAUAGCAACAA
Molecule: messenger RNA, 1407 nt
Organism: Cataglyphis hispanica
Lineage: Eukaryota; Metazoa; Arthropoda; Insecta; Hymenoptera; Formicidae
Gene: CSN8
Product: COP9 signalosome complex subunit 8
Exons: 4
Coding region: 104-679 (191 amino acids)
Biological process (GO): COP9 signalosome assembly; protein deneddylation
Cellular component (GO): COP9 signalosome
Source: RefSeq, a predicted model, not a curated record